This is a messenger RNA of Glarea lozoyensis ATCC 20868, 1974 nucleotides long. RefSeq names its product Nucleotidylyl transferase. Gene Ontology annotation, cellular component: cytosol; aminoacyl-tRNA synthetase multienzyme complex. The transcript has a single exon. Gene Ontology annotation, molecular function: methionine-tRNA ligase activity; ATP binding. Gene Ontology annotation, biological process: methionyl-tRNA aminoacylation. The record is from RefSeq and is a predicted model, not a curated record. NCBI's taxonomy places the organism in Eukaryota, Fungi, Ascomycota, Leotiomycetes, Helotiales, Helotiaceae. Bases 1 to 1974 code for a protein of 657 amino acids.
AUGGCGGCCCCGAAGAUCAUACUGCCCGAGAAGGGAAAAAAUAAUAUUCUCAUCACCAGCGCUCUGCCAUAUGUUAACAAUGUCCCUCAUUUGGGAAAUGUGGUCGGCAGUGUGCUGAGUGCCGACGUCUAUUCGAGAUUCAGCAAAUUGAGAGAUAGACCAACUCUCUACAUAUGCGGGACGGACGAGUACGGUACCGCGACGGAAACGAAAGCACUCGAGACGGGCCAAACACCGAAAGAACUCUGCGACGAAUUCCACAAAAAGCACAAAGACGUGUACGAUUGGUUCGAGAUUGGUUUUGAUUAUUUCGGCCGCACAACAACAGAGCAACAGACUGUAAUCGCACAAGAUAUCUUCUUAAAGCUCCACAAGAAUGGAUUUCUCGAGGAGCGCACAACCACACAGCCGUACUGCGAGAAGCAUGAGUCCUUCCUCGCCGAUCGUUUUGUGGAAGGCACAUGUCCGAAGUGCCAGUACGAUGAUGCUCGAGGAGAUCAGUGUGACAAAUGUGGCAGCCUCCUUGACCCAUUCGAGCUAAUCAAUCCUCAUUGCAAGGUCGACGGUGCGACCCCAGUCCCGCGAGAGACGACACACAUCUUCCUGAGACUUGACAAAGUACAAGGGGAUAUUGAGAAGUGGUUCGACGUGUCGAGUGUGGAGGGUGCUUGGCCGCAGAACGGUGUCAGUAUCACUAGAUCAUGGCUGAAGCAAGGACUGGAAGGUCGAAGCAUUACUCGGGAUUUGAAAUGGGGUACCCCAAUUCCACUUCCGGGUUAUGAGAAGAAAGUGUUAUAUGUUUGGUUCGACGCAUGUAUCGGCUACCCCUCGAUAACAGCAAAUUACACGAAAGACUGGGAGUUAUGGUGGCGUGAUCCGGAAAAUGUCAAGCUUUAUCAGUUCAUGGGCAAGGACAAUGUGCCUUUCCACACAGUCAUUUUUCCAGGAUCGCAAAUCGGAACCAACGACAAGUGGACAAUGCUCAACCAUCUCUCCACUACCGAAUACCUCAACUAUGAAAACGGAAAGUUCUCCAAGUCUCGAGGUGUAGGUGUAUUUGGAGACACCGUUAAGGAAACAGGUAUUCCUCCGUCAGUUUGGAGAUACUAUCUGCUAGCAAACAGACCAGAAACCGGCGACACCCAAUUUGAGUGGAAGUCCUUCAUUGCUGCCAACAAUAGCGAACUAUUGGCGAACCUUGGAAAUUUCGUUAACCGAUUAAUCAAAUUCGUCAACGCAAAGUUAGAUGGAACUAUUCCUGAAUUUCAAGCUUCUUACAGUGAUGACUCUUUCGACUUCCCUAACUUUAUCGAAGAGGUCAACUCGCUGCUUGCGGAAUACGUUGCUGAUAUGGAAGCUGUCCGACUGCGAGCUGGACUUCAGAAGGUCAUGCAGAUAUCUCAAAAGGGAAACCUGAUACUUGCUGGCCGUCUUGAUAAUGCCAAUCUGAAGGAAAGCCCGGAACGAACAAAAAGUAUCAUUGGACUUGCGCUCAAUUUGGCAUACCUUUUGGCCUCGAUAUCAUCACCAUACAUGCCCUCAACUGCCGCCUCCAUCGUGAAGCAGUUGAAUGCUCCUCUGAUCUCCAUCACCGAUAAGUGGACUCCUGAUUCCCUGGCUGGUGGCCACAAAAUUGGAAAAGCUGAGUACCUGUUCACGAAAAUUGAUGACAAGAAGGAGGAAGAAUGGAGACUCAAAUACGGAGGCACGCAGGCAACGCGAUUAGCCGAAGAAGAAGCAAAGGUGAAGAAAGCUGCGGAUAAGUUGAGAGACAAGGAGCGAAAGAAAGCCAAGAAGGAAGCCGAGCUGGCGAAGAAAGCGGCCGCAGAAACAGGAGAAAGUUCUAAAUCCGCAGAAGACAAGAAGGUUGGCGCAAAAGUUGAAGCAGGUACUGGUCAAAAUUCACAAGUAGAGUUACCACUCCGCGGUGCCGUUCCAGAAGAGCAAGCCCCACCGCCAAGUGCAGCUCCUUGA